AUGGGUGCCAACAGCCAGAGCGGUGGCGAGAAAGGGCGCUCCCUCCAAGAAGCGUGCCAUCGAGGAGUCCCCUCUGGCAUCAAGGGCAUGCUCGAGAACAAAGCCGAUGAGGAUCAAUUUGAGAAGAAGUUCACUUCUGUCUUUGACAAGGUGCAGGAGCAGGGCCGCCAGAUCGCUGCCAUCCUGGAGUGGACUCGUGAUCUCCGCUGA
Molecule: messenger RNA, 210 nt
Organism: Diaporthe amygdali
Lineage: Eukaryota; Fungi; Ascomycota; Sordariomycetes; Diaporthales; Diaporthaceae
Exons: 1
Coding region: 1-210 (69 amino acids)
Source: RefSeq, a predicted model, not a curated record